Molecule: messenger RNA, 2328 nt
Organism: Myotis lucifugus (little brown bat)
Lineage: Eukaryota; Metazoa; Chordata; Mammalia; Chiroptera; Vespertilionidae
Gene: TMUB2
Product: transmembrane and ubiquitin like domain containing 2
Exons: 3
Coding region: 504-1439 (311 amino acids)
Molecular function (GO): protein binding
Source: RefSeq, a predicted model, not a curated record
GGGGUGUGGAUGGUUUGUGACCCACUCACCCGAUUUUGCCCCUCACCGGCCAGGAGACGUGGGCUUGGGCUCGGCGGCUGGGACCAGGCAACCUUUCGGCUCGGGUGGGCCCGCGGAACCCUCUCCAGUGCCGCGGGAAUAGGACCGCGCAAACGCGGAGCCUUCGCUUCGAGAAAAGGCAGGGGACGCCCCCUCACCGGCCGGCAGGGUCGCUCCCCGGCUGAGCAGGGGGCGAAGGCUUCUGAGCGGAGGACCCGGGUCUGCCCGGCCCCCUGCCCACGAAAGUUUCCUGUGUCAGUGCCUGUCUUUUUCGCCUCUUCGCCACAGUUUCCUUUUCUGUAAAUCGGGGUUAAUGACGUUAACCUUCUCACCAUCAGGGGUUAGUUGUGGGAGUGAUAAAUAAUUACUACUAUUUAUUUACUGAACAGUUGCAAUGUGCCUGUGCCAGGCACUCUGCUAAGUAUUUUGCUUCGAUAAUUUCCCGUCAUCUUUAAAACAACUUGAUGAGUGUGGACCCCGUCAGCAGCCAGGCCAUGGGACUCUCUGAUGUCACCCUUAUUGAGGGUGUGGGUAAUGAGGUGACUGUGGUGGCAGGUGUGGUGGUGCUGAUUCUAGCCUUGGUCCUAGCUUGGCUUUCUACCUACGUAGCAGACAGCAGUAACAACCAGCUCCUAGGCACUAUUAUGUCAACUGGCGACACAUCCGUCCUCCACCUGGGGCAUGUGGACCAUCUGGUGGCGGGCCAAGGCACCCCAGAGCCAAAUGAACUCCCCCAUCCAUCAGAGGGUAAUGAUGAGAAGGCUGAAGAGGCUGGAGAAGGUGGUAGAGACUCUACAGGGGAUCCUGGAGCUGGAGGUGGUAUUGAGCCCAACCUUGAGCAUCUGCUUGACAUCCAAGGCCUGCCCAAAAGACAAGUGGGCCCAGAGAGCAGCGGUCCAGAAGCCCCUGUGAGAUCUGAGGAUAGCACCUGCCUGCUUUCCAGCCCUGGCCUCAUCAAUGUGCGGCUCAAAUUCCUCAAUGACACGGAGGAGCUGGCUGUGGCCAGGCCGGAAGAUACUGUGGGUACACUAAAGAGUAAAUACUUCCCUGGACAAGAGAGCCAGAUGAAACUGAUCUACCAGGGCCGCCUGCUGCAGGACCCAGCCCGCACACUUCGUUCCCUGAACAUUACCAACAACUGUGUGAUUCACUGCCACCGCUCACCUCCAGGGUCAGCUGUUCCAGGCCCCUCAGCCUCCCUGGCCCCCUCAGUCACUGAGCCCCCCAGCCUCGGUGUCAGUGUGGGCAGCCUCAUGGUGCCUGUGUUUGUGGUGCUGUUGGGUGUGGUCUGGUACUUCCGUAUCAAUUACCGCCAGUUCUUCACAGCACCUGCCACUGUCUCCCUGGUUGGGGUCACUGUCUUCUUCAGCUUCCUAGUAUUUGGGAUGUAUGGACGAUAAGGACAUAGGGAGAAAAAUGAAAGGCAUGGUCUUCCUCCUUUAUAGCCUCCCCCUUUCCUGGCCAGAGCUGGGCCCAAGGGCCUGGGAGGGAGGGGUGGAAAGGAUAUGUUGGGUCCUCUUCCACAGGACAAAGGAGGCCGGUGUGGGGCCUCUCCUUCAUGUCCACGAGGGUAGAGAGAUCCCCUCUGUGCAAGCACAACUCAGGUAGAAACGAGGGUGUCAUCUUCCUUUUUUAGGGUCCUGAAGUUCAGAGCCACCCUGGUGGCCCAGCUCAGUGGGGAGCCUGGGCUCAGGAUUUCCUCCUGUGACCCUAACUCUUCCCAUUGUCCUGCAUGUUUGUUCCUCAGCAUUCAGGGCCGCCUGCCAGGGCAGUGUAGCGUGGCCCCAGCAUAAUUCUGUAGGGAGCCUGGGGUGUCUUUCAGUUUAGUGGAAUAUCCAUCUUCUGACUGAAAUCACACAGGCAGGAAUGAAGGUUGUGUCAGCUUGUCCUAUAGGCACCUAGCUGCCCUGCCCUCUCCCUUCUCCCUCUACCCCUGUAGCAGGAAUAGAGUGUUCUCCAUGUUCUGGACAGUUUCCAGUGUUCUCCCUUUUUUCAAAGCACUUUGCUUGUAUUCUUUUUUUUUUUUUUAAUAGUCCUUUAUAGAGCUCUGUCAGGAAGGGGAUUGGGGCACAAAGCCAAGCCCCCAGCAUUGGGAGAGGCCAAGCCACAGCUGCUGCUACCCUAGGCCUAAGGCUGUAAGCAAGAACCGGCUCUGGCUCUCAGCCAGUGACCUGCACUGCCCAGCUCCAAGGAGCUCUGGGUAUGGAGCACUGUGCCCCGGGCCCUUGUCUCUGGGGCUGUUGGAUGGAGGGCCAGUGUCUGUGACUGAAUAAAGUUCCAUUUUGUGGC